GCAUUUCAUUCAGAUGUGCCAAGGGGGUGAUUUCACCAAUCACAAUGGAACCGGAGGAAAGUCCAUAUAUGGGAAGAAAUUCAAUGAUGAGAACUUUGUCCUGAAACACACAAAACCAGGCUUAUUAUCGAUGGCAAACUCUGGACCUGGCACCAAUGGGUCUCAGUUCUUUUUGACAACGGAAAAAACGGAAUGGUUAGAUGGAAAACAUGUAGUUUUUGGUGAGGUAAUUGAAGGAAUGAGUGUCGUGAAGGCAAUCGAGAAGGUGGGAACUCCAUCAGGUAAACCUACAACCAAGGUGAUCAUCAGUAACUGUGGAGAACUGGUAUGAAGAUAAUAAAACAUACAGGUGCAAAAAACACAGUGGGAUUAAUGAACAAGACGACUGAUAAAGUUGGUGCCAAGAUAGAGAAUGAUCCAUGUAGAGUAGUUACCGCUGUUAGCUACAACGUGUUCAUGCUGCUAAAUGGUUACUAAUCAGACAGUGUUUAUUUCGAUGAUCAGGAAUUACAAGUUCAUUAGAAUUAUUAAUUGCAUUUAAUGUGUUUGCCCUACACGUCAGGUAGGGUAAACCAAUCAUUUCUAUUACUAAUAAAUAAGCUAAAUAAGCUGUUUGUGUGUGGCUUUAUGUUUUUCACCUACUAUAGCCAGGCACUCACUGAGCCCGACGGUCGUCAGCCCACGCGAUUCUAUUUAGAACACAACAGCAUGACAAGAGCACAAGGAUCGUUUUUAAUGACGAUCUGUUCAAACUGCCACCGAUAAUCAGCAGACGGCGUUGGGUCGUCUAGCACUCACAGAUAGCAAAGUUUGGGUCGUCAGACAACGGCCGUACGACUGUCAUACGAUGCAGUGAGUGCCUGGCUUGAGAGAACGAUUCAUGUACAGGUCGAUUGAGUGCUGUAUGUCGUUUACUGCUGUUUUCAUCGAAUCCAUACGUAAUGGUAUGAGAAUCGGUUAAAACAGGACCCAGUGAGAAUGCUUUUACCAUGACCCCUUCAGCUGCUAUGUAAUUACUAAAGAGACAGUUUCUAAUGAGUUAGAGUUUAAAUAAGCUCUUUGUGUGUGGAUUAGCAAUGGAAAUUGGAGGUAAUACUGACGUCUUAUUAAUCCACAGUAGGGAGAAAGUUGAUAUUAGUUUAUCUUGAAUUUCUCUAAUGGUAAAUAUAUAAGGAUUUUCUACUUCCAUUAGCUAAAUACUACGUUAAGUGUAUUUUUAUUCUCGUACAACAGCAAGUGACUUGCAAUUUACUAACUGAGGCUUAGGGAAUAGAGAUUUUAGCCAUGAGAAAAUAAAUAUUCUUAAUGUGCUAUUAAUCUAAUGAUUUACUCAGUCUCGCAUUGCAAAAUGCGAUGCGUUUCAAACUAUUUAUUUGCUACUAAUUAUUUGCCUAGAAUUACCGACUCUGUCAAAAACUAAGAGGCUUGGUACACAAAAAGACCCGAAAAUUGUUUUAAAAACAGUCAAAUUCAAGUUAUUAUUCAAUGUUUUGGACCAAAAAUAGCGCAAUAUGCUUGUUUACAUCGAGUGCACGCAUACAAUGCUGUUCAUGCAGCUGUUUUUAAUAUGAGUCGGGCUUCUUUUCUGUGUUUACCUCAUAUUUCGCUACUCCAUCCAUUCUGCUUCUCCUGUAAGUUGCUUUCGCUUAAGCCUGUUUUCCACUAGACAAAUUUAUUCGUGCGAAUCAAAAUCGUCGGCUCAUGUGCAUUCACAUUUCUAUCAGAGUUUUUGAGAAGCGAAAAAAUGUGCAAUCAAUCAGAGCUCCAGAAGCGAACCGACGCUUUGGAUCGUCUAGUGGAAACAGGCCUACACACAUGUAUGUACAUUGAGGAGUAAUGUUGCCUAAUGUCAUGUAUGUACCGUACUGUAGUAGCGCGGUAGAUACGUCAUGCAAGUGUAGAUGUGUAGUAUGCAAAUUACGGUGUCUUCCUUUUUAUCUCGGCGCUGCUACUCCCGCUGUUUGAAACCAGGCCGGAUACGCGGGCCGGACAUUGCUUAAGCGAAUACUGGACAGUACGACAGUGGGAGAGUAUAUAGAGAGUAUACUAUGUCGGUAUAUUGGUAAUCACGGCCAGGUCAAUUUCUGCACGCGGUGGGUAUAAUAUUUAUUGAUGGGAAAUUUAAAGUAAGGGAGUAUAUGGAGUAUGUUUCAUAGUUUAGUGUUGAAAAAUAAAGAUGCCUGACUGUAA
This is a messenger RNA of Anneissia japonica, 2190 nucleotides long. Its product is annotated as peptidyl-prolyl cis-trans isomerase A-like. The transcript has 2 exons. Gene Ontology annotation, molecular function: peptidyl-prolyl cis-trans isomerase activity. Bases 14 to 331 code for a protein of 105 amino acids. Gene Ontology annotation, biological process: protein peptidyl-prolyl isomerization. The record is from RefSeq and is a predicted model, not a curated record. Lineage: Eukaryota; Metazoa; Echinodermata; Crinoidea; Comatulida; Comatulidae. Gene Ontology annotation, cellular component: intracellular membrane-bounded organelle.